AUGUUCUCUCUCUCUCUUUCUCUCCCUCUCUGCAGAUUUGGCUUUGUGAAGCAACUGAAAAAACAUCUUGAUUGUAUCUUGGGUCCACUAAUUGAUGAUGAAAUUGAAAAGCAUUCAUCUGAGAUUCAAGUAAACAGCAUCACCCAACAGGGAGAUCAGACACUAGUAGAGAAAAUCACAGACAAGAUUAUCCACUCUAAACUACAUACAGAAUUCAACCGUAGGCUAAAAACAAAUAUCACUGAAGCUCUAGAACAAUUACAGAAGAAUUUCAAUGCUGAGUUUGUUGUCAGUAAACAGAACAACACUGACUACUUCCUCUCUUGCAACAAACCAGAUGAUUUCAGUGAUGAGGAAGGCUCUUAUGCCACUUCAUUUAAUCAGGGGAGCCUCGUUUUUAUAUGCCAUGAAAAACUACUUGACUUGUGUAACAGUUUGGCCAAAGGAAGAGAUUAUAAUAGCCGUUGUGAAGCAAUGCAAGCAUUGAACCAGGUGCCAAUUGCUGCAGAGAUCAUUUGUGGUGACCACUGGCCCAUGAUGAGGAAUCACCUGUUUGAUGUCUUCUCUGACGCAGACCCACAACUCUCAAAUCUGAGUUUGAAAUUCCUUGCACAUGCUUUCAGCACUGCUAAUCCACAAACAAAAGAAAUUUAUUCUCUGCUUGUGGAUAACUUGAUUCAUCAGUUGCAUACAUUGGAAGAGAACGGUGCCUUAUUGCUGAAAAAUGGUCUAAGUGCAUCUUCCCCUGAGAUUGUAAAAAUAAUCAAGAUGUUUCGCCUGAUGAAUGAUUUUCAACAUGAAAUACCAAAUUACUGGGUGAGAUUCCCUGAAAA
Molecule: messenger RNA, 833 nt
Organism: Acanthosepion pharaonis
Lineage: Eukaryota; Metazoa; Mollusca; Cephalopoda; Sepiida; Sepiidae
Source: the annotation of a GenBank genome assembly